AAAGGGGGGGUCUCACAGGCCGGAGGAGGAGUAGGUGCUGGUGAAGAUGGCGGCAGCUGAGGCCGCGAACUGCAUCAUGGAGAAUUUUGUAGCCACCUUGGCUAAUGGGAUGAGCCUCCAGCCGCCUCUUGAAGAAGUAACCCUCCUUUGCCUUUCCCUUGUGUCUGCCCCAGUUCUGCCUUCCCCUCCCCACCCCAGCUGUGGGCUGAGCUAGAGACUGGGGCAGAGAAACUGGAGAGAUGAUAGGCGUGGCUGAGGUUUCCUGUGGCCAGGCGGAAAGCAGCGAGAAGCCCAAUGCGGAGGACAUGACAUCGAAAGACUACUAUUUCGACUCCUAUGCCCAUUUCGGCAUCCAUGAGGAGAUGCUGAAGGACGAGGUGCGGACCCUCACCUACCGCAACUCCAUGUUCCACAACCGGCACCUCUUCAAGGACAAAGUGGUGCUGGACGUGGGCUCUGGCACAGGCAUCCUCUGCAUGUUCGCUGCUAAGGCAGGGGCCCGGAAGGUCAUCGGGAUCGAGUGUUCCAGUAUCUCUGAUUAUGCUGUGAAGAUCGUCAAAGCCAACAAGCUAGACCAUGUGGUGACCAUCAUCAAGGGGAAGGUGGAGGAGGUGGAGCUGCCAGUGGAGAAGGUGGACAUCAUUAUUAGCGAGUGGAUGGGCUACUGCCUCUUCUACGAGUCCAUGCUGAACACUGUGCUCUACGCCCGAGACAAGUGGCUGGCACCGGACGGCCUCAUCUUCCCAGACCGGGCCACGCUGUACGUGACAGCCAUUGAGGACCGGCAGUACAAAGACUACAAGAUCCACUGGUGGGAGAAUGUAUACGGCUUCGACAUGUCCUGCAUCAAGGAUGUGGCCAUCAAGGAGCCACUGGUGGAUGUGGUGGACCCAAAGCAGCUGGUCACAAAUGCCUGCCUUAUAAAGGAAGUAGACAUCUACACUGUCAAGGUAGAGGACCUGACCUUCACCUCACCAUUCUGCCUGCAAGUGAAGCGGAACGACUAUGUGCACGCGCUGGUGGCCUACUUCAACAUCGAGUUCACACGCUGCCACAAGCGCACCGGCUUCUCCACCAGCCCUGAGUCCCCAUACACGCACUGGAAGCAGACAGUGUUCUACAUGGAGGACUACCUGACAGUGAAGACGGGCGAGGAGAUCUUCGGCACCAUUGGCAUGCGGCCCAAUGCCAAGAACAACCGAGACCUGGAUUUCACCAUCGACCUGGACUUCAAGGGCCAGCUAUGCGAGCUGUCCUGUUCCACUGAUUACCGGAUGCGCUGAGGCGACACCCAGGGCCUGUGGCAUUCUUAGGCAGUUUGGGGUCCCCCUUCCUCUCCCUCCCUCCCACAGAAGAGGGUUUUAGGGGUUGGGGUUGGGGGGAUGGGCAGGGCACAUCGUGACUGUUUUUCAUAACUUAUGUUUUUAUAUGGUUGCAUUUACGCCAAUAAAUCCUCAGCUGGGA
This is a messenger RNA of Cavia porcellus (domestic guinea pig), 1464 nucleotides long. It is a transcript of the gene Prmt1, whose product is annotated as protein arginine methyltransferase 1. Lineage: Eukaryota; Metazoa; Chordata; Mammalia; Rodentia; Caviidae. Gene Ontology annotation, biological process: peptidyl-arginine methylation. Gene Ontology annotation, molecular function: protein-arginine N-methyltransferase activity. The transcript is spliced from 12 exons. The record is from RefSeq and is a predicted model, not a curated record. Gene Ontology annotation, cellular component: nucleus. The coding region runs from base 240 to 1283 and encodes 347 amino acids.